Adelges cooleyi (spruce gall adelgid) is the source of this 2923-nucleotide messenger RNA. RefSeq lists its product as uncharacterized. The coding region runs from base 223 to 2337 and encodes 704 amino acids. The record is from RefSeq and is a predicted model, not a curated record. Lineage: Eukaryota; Metazoa; Arthropoda; Insecta; Hemiptera; Adelgidae. The transcript is spliced from 11 exons.
ACGACAGCCGACACGCGACCGCGGCGCAUCUGUUGCUUGGACCGAGUGUGACAAAAAAAAAAAAAAACCGAAAAAAAAUCAAUUCAUAAUAGUAUUAUAUUAUUGAAAAUCGUUUCUCCAAAACACUUUUGCCGCAUACGCGUAUGCACGCAAUAGCGCCUGUGUAUUCUGUGCGGUAAACGCCAAGCCGUAUCCCGGCAGGGAGAAGCGGCAGUCGACGCCAUGAAAUCUUCGAGGGAAGCACUGCUGGCGUGCUUGGUCUUGGCCGCGCUCGCGUCUAAUCCGGCCAACGGCCAAGAUUGCCCCGGUGGCAUGCCCGUGACGUACGUCAAGUACAGUAACGCUGCACCCAGGUCUGUGGUGCAACCGAUUUUGCUGUACGCCAGUGUGCCCGGCGUCGCCAUCACAGCUGAAUGCUACAACAGAUGCCGGAAGUCGAUGGACUGCGCCGGAUUCAUAAUAGACUACCCGUCGACUUCGUGUUACCGGGUUCCGAACAUGGGCAGUUCGACGGACAACAUUGUCGUCAGUUCUAAUUCGAAUUUCUUCAGAAAAGCUUGUUUGCGAGUUCCCGACAGUUGUAACCGCAAAGCGUGGCCCGUCGAAGUGUCCAUGGACUACGAGCUGACCGGCUUCCAGUUUUCGGUCAUACCCAACGUGGUGGACAAGUGGCAGUGCGCCCAACAGUGUCUAGAUCAAAAUUGCAAGUCUGCCAACUACUACCGGAAGUCGAGGACGUGCUCGUUAAACUCGGAGACACGCCGGACCAAACCGGCGGCGUUCAGCCCAAGUCCGAAUCAAGUGGAAUACCUAGAAAACCAGUGUUCCGGUCUGCCGCCAGGCAUCAACGAAUUCCAAUCGUGCUGGCACGAACCAGUGUUCAACAGGACAUUGCAGCAGGUCGACUUGCAAGUGGAAAACAUCAACAUCGAACAGUGUAAAGAGAGGUGCGAGACGGAAGAGUACUUCACCUGCCGAGGCUUCACGUUCAAGUGUCCGACCAAUGCUUUCUACGGCGGUAGCAUUUGUCUAUUGCACAGCGACGACACGUUUACCGCCGGUCCUUUGAUCCCGUCCACGUGCGCCACAUACGUGGAACGGAUCAAUUGCAUCGACCUAAGCGUCUCGUGUAGCGACACGAUGAUGACGGUGGCGUUGAGAUCGCCGGGCUUCAAGGGCCGGAUGUUCGUUCUGGGCAGACCGGAAGAGUGCGGCGUCAACGGUCGACACAUGGACACCACGACGAUGACAUUGCCGAUCACGGAAAACCAUAUGCAGCGGAACCCGUGUGACGUACUGGUGGCGAGAUCCGGCCACAGCGACAGGAAGCUGGCCACGGCUGUGGUGGUCGUCCAGCACCAUCCGAUCAUACAGACCGUCGGCGACAGGGUGACCCGGCUAUCGUGCUCAGUUGGCUUGGACUCGAGGUACGCGUCGUCGCUGGGAUCAAGACCGCAGAACAUAACCUUGGACGCAACUUUCGGUGUAGCCGAACCCACCAUCCACAACACCGUGUACAACGACGGCGGAUUCGACGCCAACGGUUUAGUCGGUUCCGCCAACCUGGUAGCCAAAAUGAGAAUCUUGGAAGUGGGACGAGGCGCGAAAAAAGUCUCCGAAGUGACACUUGGCGAUGAGCUAGAGCUACGCAUCGACGUCAACCAUCCAUACAACGCCACGAAACUUAGAGCCGGCCAUUUGGUGGCCAGCUCGGGAGAUGGACUCGACUCGCUGUUGCUUUUGGACUGGCGAGGUUGUCCCCCGGAACCGGCCACAUUUCCGGUACUUGACUUCAUGCCACCAAACUCCAUGGUGGCCAGGUUCAAGGCUUUCAGAUUCCCUUCGUCGCCCGUGCUUCGGUUUAGCCUCAUGUUGAUGUUUUGCGAUCAAGACUUUUGCAAACCGAGCGAUUGUGGCAACGGACAGUUGUCUUACGGGAGGCGUCGACGGGCCGUACCGCCUUCGCCGUCGCCGUCAACAGUAGAGGGUAAAGCGAAAGAAGUACCGUUGCAACUGGCUAUUGUGGUGCGGUCGUUAGAGGAACAAGAAGAAAUCGCAGCCAGUCAAAAUCUAAUCAACGGCAACGCGUCAUCGUCCACCGCUGUCGAAGAUAGGUCGCCCAGGAAAUUAGUAGCAUCAGUUUUUCGCGCUAACGAAUUGUGUAUAUCCUGGACGACGGGCUUGGCUAUUGUAUUCAUUCUGGUCGCCGUGCAAACGCUAAUCGUUCUGGCCUGUUGGUCCUGUCUCAGACAAUCCAAGCAAAAAGCUCUGAACGACAGAGUGAUAUUGACUUCUGACUUUCAGCCCAGACACGUCACUUGGGCCGAUCACCAGUGAACGCGUUACCAUGUACCCUACCUACCUAGUUAUAUAUUUGUUAUUAAUAUUACAAUGAAAAUGUUUACCAAUUUUUUUUUUUCAAAUAACUAUGUAAAAUCAAAAAAUUAUUUUUAUAAAUCCCCGUUAUUGUAAUUAUUUAGAGGCAUUAAUGGAAUAUGUUUUCUUUUUUCAUCUUUGUAUUAUUAUAAACUUUUUUCGUCGGACCUACUGCAUGUGCUAACAAUUUUGACAAAGCCUUCUCUUUCGCUAGUUUUAUUUCAUUAGUGCUUACAUAAACGAUAAAUAAUCACGGUUAUUUUUACCACAUAUAUUUUAAUCAAAAUGCAUGAAUCACUAUGUAUUUUUUUUUUUUUUUUAUUAGCUGUUAAUAAUAUGAAUUAUGAUUUUCAAAUAAUAUACUCCGUUUUUGACCCUAAUAUCUAUAUAGAUUGUUUCAGUUCGUUAAGUGAUAAGAUGAUUUUAUAAUAAUUAUUAUUUUUAUGGAGUUUAAUAGUUUUAACGUAUUGACAUGUUCCUAUAUGACUUGCUGUACAAUAAAAUAUUAUAAUAACUGAUGGUUAGACGUUAAAAAGGACGUGUGUAU